Molecule: messenger RNA, 2691 nt
Organism: Heterobasidion irregulare TC 32-1
Lineage: Eukaryota; Fungi; Basidiomycota; Agaricomycetes; Russulales; Bondarzewiaceae
Product: AAA ATPase
Exons: 12
Coding region: 1-2691 (896 amino acids)
Biological process (GO): protein import into peroxisome matrix
Cellular component (GO): peroxisomal membrane; cytosol
Molecular function (GO): ATP hydrolysis activity; ATP binding
Source: RefSeq, a predicted model, not a curated record
AUGACCGAACCUGUGCUCCAGGGAUAUGCUUCGCGGACAGAGACAACCUUUGUGAUUUUGCCGCCGACUGAGAGAACGCCUAUCGUGACUAUCAACGGCACUGAACCAUCACCAUCAUAUGUUCCUGUUCAGGAAGACAGCGAAGACGAGGAUCUCGAAAUCCACGAAGACUUUCUUAGCAACACCCUCUUUUCUCGCCCCAUUGACGCUGUGCUGCAUGCCGUCUCGAAUGGCUCUGCGGAUUCCCUUUCGUCGCAUGCACCGGGGAACGAAUUUGCAGCGGAGCAAUUGUCCAACAUUAUAGAUCCAACUUCGGACGACUGCACAGUGUAUAUUCGAACCGCGGACCUCAGCAAAGUCGGCAUCCUCGAUGGAGACUGGGCUAUCGCCAGUAGCGCUUCUUCGUCAUUCUCGCGUCUGGUUCGAGUACGCGCCGACGACAAAUUGGUGAUGAAGCACGGUCAUAUUGUAUGUUCUCCCAUCCUACUUCGCAACGUCUUUUCAGACAUCUCUCCCUCGUCACCUCGCAUACACCUCCAAGCAACUCCUGGAGGACGCCUCCAACCUUUGAUACCUGUCGCGAAAUCCAUCACGAUUGCGCGCAUCGCAUCUCGAGUAUCUAUCAGUCGCGUGUAUCAGCAGCAGGUCCUUCAUGCUUUGAAGCGGUACUUUGAUGGCACAAAGCGACUCGUGAAACGGGGCGAUUUGUUGGCCCUUCAAAGUAGACCUACGCCCACAAACUCGUCUCAUCAAGCUGUUUUCUUCGUAGUCACCAACAUUGAUCAUGACACACUUGCAGACAACGGCAAUGAUCUUCCUGGUUCAAACAUUCAUAAAGGCUCUGUCGUAGGAGAGUUGGGUUGUUGGGUGGAUCCUCUUGUAACCCGGAUGAUUCAGUCUGGGGUUGAACACCUCAGGGUUCCGAAUGCCUUCCACCAGAUGCUUGCACUUGCCUCUGUGGCAUUCACGUCGCAAGCUUCGACGUAUGAUCUGCCGAUCUCGAUAUUGUUGAAGGGUGCACGAGGCAUUGGAAAGUUCACAACAUCAUCAUGGGUUGCUCAGAGCUUGGGAAUGCAUCUGUUUGAGGUGAACUGCUACGAAAUAUUCGGGGAGAGCGAUACGAAGACAGAGGGCAUCCUACGUGCCCGUUUCGAACAAGCUAUCUCGUGCUCUCCAUGCGUCCUAGUCAUUCGACACAUGGACGCCUUUGUGCAGUCUACGCAGCCCAUAGAGCCUGGGAAAGAGCCUGGGGUAGUGAGUGCUCUCAAAGAACUCAUCAAUGAUUUGUAUGGUGCUUGGCGUCUGUCCGGGUAUCCCGUCAUUGUCUUUGGCACCACAAGUGAAUCAACACGCGUUCCAGCAAGCGUCCUGUCUUGCUUCAAACAUGAGGUCACAUUCGAGGUCCCAGGAGAAAUGGAAAGAUUCGAUCUUUUGCAAUCGUUGCUUUCAUCCAGUCAUCUAGCUCCCGACGUAUCCAUCCCCAGCCUUGCAAGACAGACCGCAGCAUUGGUUGCUGCGGACCUGCAAGACCUUCUGAUCCGGGCCAGAACAGCGGCGUUUGCUCGUGCACAGAUUUCUACUAGAGCAGACAUUCACAGCGAAAUCGACUUGUUCUGCGCUGGUAUUUCUCUCGCUGCUGCGGACUUUGACGUCGCCCUCGGCGAAGCGAGAUCUUCACACUCCCAGAACAUCGGAGCCCCCACGAUUCCGAAUGUGUCCUGGGACGAUGUUGGUGGUCUAGCUCAAGUCAAGUCUGAGAUCCUAGACACGAUCCAGCUCCCUUUAGAGCAUCCAGAACUAUUUGGCCAAGAUCUCAAAAAGCGCUCCGGCAUCCUACUGUAUGGGCCACCGGGCACCGGAAAAACGCUCUUGGCAAAGGCAGUCGCAACAUCCUGCUCGCUCAACUUUUUUUCUGUUAAGGGGCCCGAGUUAUUAAACAUGUACAUCGGCGAGUCCGAGGCCAACGUGCGGCGAGUUUUCCAGCGCGCUAGGAACGCGCGCCCGUGCGUCAUCUUCUUUGACGAGCUCGACUCUGUCGCACCCAAGCGUGGGAACCACGGGGAUUCGGGUGGCGUUAUGGACCGAAUCGUGAGCCAGCUCUUGGCGGAGCUAGACGGCGUCGCGGCGGGCGAAGGCGGCGAUGUUUUUGUCAUCGGCGCGACGAACCGUCCAGAUUUGCUGGAUCCCGCACUCUUACGGCCAGGAAGAUUCGACCGGAUGCUGUACCUGGGGAUCAGCGACACUAAUGAGGCGCAAUUGAAAAUCAUACAAGCGUUGACUCGCAAGUUCCGCCUUGACCCCGAGCUUGAUCUCCGGGCCAUCGUGGAGAAAUGUCCUUUCAAUUUUACGGGAGCGGACUUUUACGCAUUAUGCUCAGAUGCGCUGCUCAAGGCGAUGUCUCGCAAGGCCGAAGGCAUCGAUCGCAUCCUCGUCGACCUAAACGCCGUACAUACACGCCGUUUCCCGAUCACGCCGCAAUACUACCUCGCCGAGAUGGCUUCGCCCGCCGAUAUCGAGGUCACCGUCUCACAGGAGGACUUCGACGCCGCAUUGCGCGAGCUGACGCCGAGCGUCAGCCAGUCUGAGAUGGACCAUUACGCCACCAUUCAACAGCGGUUCUCUCAGCCGGACUCCGAUGUCAAUGUGCUAGAUGCCAAAGAUAUAGACCAAGAAAUCACUUUAUCUGCGUAA